UCGCAGCAAAGCUCUCGAAUCGCAUACGGAAAUUAGCAUAAAGUUGAGAAAUCUCAAGUUUAAAAACCAAUUUUUCGAUUUUAUUCAAUAGUAUUUCCAUUAGUUUAGGAGCUUUUCAAUGCUUAACUGAAUCAGAGUGGCUCAAAUGGUCGGCCACCCCCGCAAAAAUCCACAAGGCUAUGCUAAUUGUGCCAAGAACGUGAAAUCGCUAACAAAUCGCGUCCAAAACGCACCGGUUGACGCAAGUCCGACGAAAAUACAUAAAUGCGGAAAAACUAUAUACAACCUAGAAAACUAUAAUAAGUGCGAAUAGCACCGAUUUUGGACCCGCCUAUAGGUCCGGCAAUAACAAAUUUCAUCAGCACACGCGACUUUUGCCGCUAGGUAGUUGCCUUUUGAAAUGUUGCCAAGGCGGAGGAAGUAUUUAUCCGUAUACCGAUCCGAGCACUCGGUCGGUUAGGUGGGUGGUGCUCCCCAAAUGUAUAUAUUUUGCUCUCCGUAAUUUAGCAUCGGCAUAAAUCUCUAGUGUUUUCGAUAGACCCAAUCGCUGUGCUGGCACAACACGUGAUAAUUUAAUAUUAGUAUUUUCGGUUAAUUUAUGGGUUCACUCCGCUUACACAAGCUCUGGCUAUUGCGAUCCUAUUUAGCGCCCAGUUUUGGGGGGCCCGGCAGGUGUAGGGCAUUUGGCAGCCGUUGCAUCAUCAUCAGCGAACUGCCAUGCCACCGGAAUCAGACAGCUCUGCCGCAGAAACCGCAUCAGCGACAAAAGUCGCGAAAAUUGCAAUUGCUUCCGUGCGGCCUACAUGGACAGUGUACCGCCUACGUGGAUGGAUCCGCCAUAUCCUAUGGCACAGGCAAUGAGCUGGAGCCGGCUGCAUCCUCCUCGUCCGAAUGCAAGCCCACCCUGCGGGAGUUCAAUGUGCGAUUGGAGACGCCGCUGGCACCGGAGGAGCGACUUGGACUCACCGGCGAUGUGAAGGCCUUGGGCGAAUGGCAGCUGUCCCGGUGCGUGCCCCUGGAGUCCCUGGACGAUCUCAACUGGCAGGCCACAGUGCCCCUGCAGGCGUGCCGCCGUCUGGAUUACCGCUACUUUGUCUACGUGGAGGAUCUGUCCGGCUACAAGCAAAUCCGUCGCUGGGAGACCCACUUCAAGCCCCGCUCCUUGGGGCCCUGCUCCGAGCUGCAGUGCAGCCAACUGGACGUAUUUGGCAUCACAGCGGAUAACAUAGAUCUGAAGCCGCAAGUGCAUCGCGGCUGGCUGAACCAUGAGGUCAUCCUUCAGCUCAAGUUUAAUGGCGAGAAGAUGUUCCAAGUGCACGACAUCGAGACCUUUGACCCGCAGCAUGUCCAGCUGAAGAUUGUGCCCGUGGAGAAGACCGCCGGCCUCCUGGUAGAGUACACCAAGCAGGAGUACGGCAAGAGCCAGCUGGAGGAGCAGCCAGUGUUCGGGGUGCCCUACACCAAGAACGACAUCAUCAUCUUUCACAUCACCUUGCCGCUGGAGAGGAUUAUGCAGCAGCACUUCCGCCUGGACUGCUACAGCAUGACCAAUGAGCUCCUGGGCAGCGCUAACCUGGUCAGCUCCGAGUUCCAGGGCAGCGAGGGACUGCUCCACCUGCCCAUCAAGUCAGCCCAGGAUGCCAGUGAGACUUUGGCCCGCCUCCGGCUGCCCUAUGUCGUGGUCCAGCCCUACCGCUACUCCCCCCUGGACUUCAAGACCACCUACGCCCACUACUGGCCCCGCAGCUGGCCCAAUCUCGACGUGGGCCAUCGCGGCAACGGCAAGAGCUAUAUUGCCGAUGCCCCAGCCGAGAGGGAGAACACCAUCGCCUCCUUCCUUAGUGCCCAUGAACACCACGCUGACAUGAUCGAGUUGGACGUCCACAUGACCGCCGACGGAGUGCCGGUUAUUUACCACGAUUUCGGUCUGCGAACUGCUCCUCCGGGCAAGCAAAUCAGACGGCCGGAGCAACUGGAGUACGUUCUGAUCAAGGAUAUCAACUAUGGCCUGCUGAAGCGCCUGCGCAUCUUCUCCGUGAUUGCCGGCAAAGUGGUGGAGUAUCCCUCGCACAACUCAGAGACCCGGCCGGAGCACAGGAUCUUCCCUACCCUGGUGGAGGUGCUGGAGCAGUUGCCCAAGUCCCUGGGCAUCGACGUGGAGAUUAAGUGGCCCCAGCGGCGCCAAGGAGGUGGCUCGGAAGCCGAGCAGACAAUCGAUAAGAACUUCUUUGCCGACAAGGUGCUUCACCAGGUGAUCCAGUAUGGCUGCGGACGACCCUUGAUCUUCUCCAGCUUCGAUGCGGAUAUGUGCACGAUGCUGAGGUUCAAGCAGAACAUCUUCCCUGUGAUGUUCCUCACCCAGGGUGAGACCAAGAAGUGGCAGCCCUUCCUGGACCUCCGGACACGCACCUUCCUGGCGGCCGUCAACAAUGCCCAGGCCUUUGAGUUGGCCGGAACGGCGCCGCAUGCCGAGGACUUCCUGGGAGAGAACGCCCCCGCGAUGCUACAGAAGGCCAAGGAUCUGGGACAGAUUGCGGUGAUCUGGGGCGACGACUGCAACACCAAGGAGCGCGUGCAGUACUUCACCCGGAUCGGUGCCACCGCCACCUGCUACGACCGCAGUGAUCUCAACAUGCCGGAGGGCAAGAAGGAGGCCUUCUUCAAAUCACCUUCCCUGUUGGCCGAGUUUGCGGCCCAAUGCCGGAUCUAAAAACUACACAGAGGGAAAACACGGGCGGGUAUAUGUAAGCCAUGGUUUAAUCAUUAAGAUUUUGUAAAGUUAGUUCGUAUAUUUAUUUAAACACAAACCGGGAAAAGAAAACAAAUGUGAGAGCCGCAAAUAAUUUGUGGUUUCAACGGAAACCAAGCCAUAAAUAAAUCAUCUGUAAACACGUUAAGCCAUCAUUUGGCAUAAUUACAAAUGCAGAAAAAAAAACUGGAAAAAAAAAUUUAAAUUAAAUAGAAAAGCAAGAAAUUUUAAGGAAUUCCCCCAAAUACAAAAUUAAGUAGCACCACAAAAGACAAUGGGAAGAAAGCGAAGCAAAGAGAUGAGAAUUACAAAAACACAUACACCUACAUUACCUGCUAAUAAUAUUUCUGUACCUCGAUGAAAAAGAAAUUUCUAACAAGCUAUUGUUGAUACAAUCUUAA
Drosophila ananassae is the source of this 3150-nucleotide messenger RNA. Its product is annotated as putative glycerophosphocholine phosphodiesterase GPCPD1 homolog 2. The coding region runs from base 599 to 2710 and encodes 703 amino acids. Gene Ontology annotation, biological process: glycerophospholipid catabolic process. Gene Ontology annotation, molecular function: glycerophosphocholine phosphodiesterase activity; starch binding. The record is from RefSeq and is a predicted model, not a curated record. The transcript is spliced from 2 exons. NCBI's taxonomy places the organism in Eukaryota, Metazoa, Arthropoda, Insecta, Diptera, Drosophilidae.